AUGGCGAGUGAAGCAUCGACUGCUAUGGCUGCCCAUUAUACUACAAUCACUUCAACUUCAGCUACUACCAAUGCCAACAAUAAUGAGAUGAUUGCAAGUGAUAUUGCAGACGUCUCAACCACUUUUGCCCAGCAAGGGCCUGCAGUGGAGUCUCAAUACCAUCCACAAGAAGCCAGAAUUGUGCAUACAGUGGGCUUGGAUAUGGAGUCGUCGACGUCGACAACAGUAGCAGUCACGCCAAAAAACAGCACAACGUCGAAUUUGGAUGCAACAAUAACAACAGUAGUAGCAGCAGUAGAAACAACGAUGGCCAGCGAAGAAGGUUUGUUGUCAAAUAAUGUCGUUGCUAAUAAAUAUGACAAAACAAACCACCUUAAUAAAUAUAAUAACAACAAUUACACCAACAACAAUCACUGUAAUAAUAAUAGCGAGUCUACUGUUGUUGGUAGUAGUGGUGUUUGUGAUGAUGUUGAAAGUGAAGAAAGAAUGAAGCAUGAACCACAGCGAAUGACGGACCGUUCGUCACGUCAAAUCUUGCCUACAUCGACCUCAUCAAUCACUACAGAAGCAUCUUCCUCUUCAACAGAGGCAGCAGGAGAUGAAAACACAUCCGCAAGAGCAUUUGAAGAUGCACACAAUAAUUCUCUGACUCCCCCUUAUUCCUCAGCUGGGCCAGCGGAAGCACCCACCACGAGGUCCACUCCGACCAGACGGUCGACACCAAUCCCGUCUUUGGAAUUGCAGCCGGAGGUGACCUUCCAGCAGCUGCAACAAGAGCGACAGGCAGGUAUCAGCGGUACCCCAAAUACUACCCCGACCUCAGCAAUAAUGAGAACCCCACCGUCGCCGCGGGCUGCGUCUGUUAUUCUGCCUCUACCCCGAGUGACCGUCACAUCACCCUCUGAUUUAAGUCCACCUUGUAACGGCAGCAAUACAACGCUAACAAUGGACGAAGAGGACACGGUUGCUCAUUCCCCUCCAUCGCCACAGUCUCCUACAUCACCUACUAUUCCGCUGACGCCGCCACCAACACCGCCACCACCUCGAUCAGUGGUCAUUAUCCCAAUGGCUACCAAUCCUGUGUUAACCACUGCCAACGGGAUGAUUGGUAUAGGAAUGAUUGACCAACAUCAAGAUAUGGUUGAUAUGCCACCCCCACCUCCCUAUGAAGGCUUGGUUAAAGCAGAUGACUCUAACCGACAGUCUGGGACCUAUGGCCUGUCCCACAUGGACACACUGCCGUCCUAUGCGGUAGCUACAGAUCUUCCCACCUAUGAAGAAGCUGAGAGGGCCAAAGCAAAUGAAAUGAGAGAAAAUCCGUUGAUGUCGGGUCACGAUUUUCAAAAUCGGGAUCAGACUGCGACAUCCCACCUGUCCAAUUCUACUCAGCAAUCUGGAGGUUCACGUUCCGGUUACCCUGAGGAUGACCGCGUACCAGCCUAUGACCCUUAUCAUCUGACUGGUGUGUCCAUAGGCACUGACUGGAUUUUUCUCUGCACAUUUGCAAUUUCAUUUCUUUUUAACUGGCUUGGCUUCCUCAUCUCACUGUGUAUCACAAACACAGUGGCGGGACGCUGUGGAGCAUUGUCUGGUCUUGGUUUGUCUAUGGUCAAGUGGGUAGUCAUCAUGAAGCACAAUACAAUGGCACAAGGAUUUUUGCAAGGGGAUUCCUGGGUCUGGUGGAUUCUCAUGGUCUGUGGCUUCCUGCUUUUCUUGCGAGGAUGUAUACAAUAUGUUAACAUGAAAUAUGAGUGGAAAAGGAUCUUUUCUCGCUUGCAACAAAUGUACUUUUCUUGA
Molecule: messenger RNA, 1797 nt
Organism: Acanthosepion pharaonis
Lineage: Eukaryota; Metazoa; Mollusca; Cephalopoda; Sepiida; Sepiidae
Source: the annotation of a GenBank genome assembly